This is a messenger RNA of Fusarium graminearum PH-1, 1065 nucleotides long. RefSeq lists its product as uncharacterized. Bases 1 to 1065 code for a protein of 354 amino acids. NCBI's taxonomy places the organism in Eukaryota, Fungi, Ascomycota, Sordariomycetes, Hypocreales, Nectriaceae. The transcript is spliced from 4 exons. The record is from RefSeq and is a predicted model, not a curated record.
AUGGCACCCAGAAGCCCUACAUACAAUAGCUCCCCCUCUCCCUUUCCAGAAUCGCCUGGUUACAGCGUUACAUCACCAGGUUCACCAGCCCUUCCAACGGUCGAAUCUCCAACAAGAAGCCCUGCUACUCCGCCGCUUGCUGACUGGAGAGAUCAUGUAGACGAGAUACCUCGCCUCCCUUCUCCGCGACCUCGCGACCUAACCCCAUAUGGAUUUCGAGACAGCGACACACGUGAUCAGCAAAGGCAUGUUCAUGCCUUGCCGCAGAAUUCCUUUUGGUUCAAGGUCCCUCCUAAUCUCAGACGCGAUAUACUGCGGCUGGCCUUUGGAGAUCGACGCCUACACAUGGGCUUGAAGAUUGAUAACGCUUUAUCACCCACUUGGCAUAGCUUCGGUAUGGUUUGCCAUCGGGUCUCUCCAGAGGACGAGGGACCAAUGACACGCGGUAGUCUCAAAGAAGGUCCCUGGGUUGAUAACUGCGGUGCUUCACGCCAGGAACCUGAGCCUAUCGGGAUCAUAGGAUGGCUUUUAUCCUGCCGUCACAAUUAUGCCGAAGCAAUUGAUAUCCUUUAUUCAAUGAACACAAUAUUGAUCUACGACGAGCCGUUACUGACUCGUCUUACUCAAUUGGUGUUGCCUCAUCGUCUGGCCCAUGUCACGUCUCUUGAGAUCAGAUUGCCAUUUAAAACUGUCGAUCAUCUCAACACAGCUUUCCAUCACUUAUCACCAUCGCAUUUUCCAAAUCUCAAGCGUCUUUACAUGUCACUUGAGUACGAUGUUUAUAUUGAGCCAAGUAUCGCUCCCAGUGCAAUCACCGCCAUCUUGAACGAGUUUGUCAGAAACAGGUCUGAUCUUGUCGAGUAUGGCAGCCUACAUGCUGUGAGGCUGCCAUAUGUCGAUAGCUAUCCGAAGCCACCGUUUCAGUUGGGGCCGAAUCCAGGGAGGGGAUACUGGCUUUUAGAAGGCACUUGUGCACCCCUGACAUGGAGAUGGAGAUCAAGCAGUCAUGGCUUUUCUGGUCUUUUUACAGGAUGGUAUGACCCGGACGAGGAUGCGGAGAAUUAG